AUGAAAGCAUCAAAAUACUAAAUUGAAAAUAGAGAUUAUAAUAUCAUCACCUGCGUAGAUUUUAAUAAAUAACAAUAAUCCUUACCACCAUUAAGAAAAUUGGGUUAAUCAUAAGAUCAUCCUUUUCCAAGAAAAGCAAAAUUCGAGUUAGCUUAAGAAUAAGUAUAAAUGCAACAGACAUAAUCCUUCAAAGUUAACAAUUCUCAAUAAGAAAUUAAGUAAGUAUAACCAGGAUCGAUGAUGAAUGUACCAUCAGUCAAAUUUGAUUUUAUUUCUUUUACUCAGGGAAAAUAAUAACCAUUUCAUGAUCUAAAGUAGGAAUUGAAAAUCUUACACAAGAAAAAAGUAUCAUUAUGCAUUGAUAACAAAGGGUGGAAUGGGUGAAAUAGCUGAUUUAGGUGGUUUGUGUUAUCCAAACUUCAAUAGGGAAUAUUAAGAUAAAUUUAAGGAAAAUUAAACUAUAUUUAGAAAACAAAAAGGAGAUUAUCCUGCAGUAACAGAUCCCAAAUUCUCGUAUGGACCUUUUAUGAAACCUUUUAAAAAGUACAAGUUUUGA
Messenger RNA from Paramecium primaurelia, 556 nucleotides. Lineage: Eukaryota; Ciliophora; Oligohymenophorea; Peniculida; Parameciidae. The record is from the annotation of a GenBank genome assembly.